AUGAAAGAGUCAAAAGAUGAGGAGAAAUCGAUCACAUCAAGUAGUAACAAAAAAAGGAAGAGAGAAAGCGAAUUAAAAGAUGCUGGCAUAAAGGAAACCAAAUCCAGUCACAAAGAUGGCAAAAAGAAAGGAACAAAAGUGAAAAAAUCAAAGAAAACGGUGAAAUCCAACGAUAAGUCUAAUUCUACGGAACCAGAUAAGGAAGGACUAGACACAGUUGUCGAGUCUCAUACCAUUAAGGAGGGUGGGCGAGUGAAAAAGUCAAAGAGAGCAGAGGGAUCCGUUGAUAUAUCCGAUUCUACGAAAUCGGCCAAAAGGAAGGAACAAGAAGCAUCAGAUUCUGUGUUUAGAGAAGAAAAAAAAGCGAAAAAAUCAAAGAAAGCAAAGGAAUUUGUUCAGAUACGUGAUUCUGAGGAUUCGGAUAAGAAGAAAAGGCAAGACGAAUCCGGUGAUAUUAGUGUUGAAACCUCUGCAAUCAAGAAAAAAAUAAAGGUUAAAAAGCCAAAGAAAACAACAGAAUCCAGUUCUACGAAAUUGGAUAAAGAAAAGACAAGAGAAACGCCUUGUGAUCUUACUAUUAAACCUUUUGCAAAUGAUCAAGCAGCAAUAAAUGGUGACUCUAAACCAGUCACAGAAGAGAAACCAGGUGUACACACGAAAGCAUCUUGGAAGGAUUACUAUUCAAAACAUGACAUUACAGUAGACAGUGAAAUUGAUAUUUCGCCAAUAACGUCGUUCUCGCAACUAAAUGUCAACGCGUGUGUCAAGCAAGUUCUUGGCCGAUUUAAAGAACCAACUCCAAUACAAGCCGUAUGUUGGGGAAUUGGCUUGAGCGGCAAAGAUGUUAUUGGAAUUGCAGAAACUGGCUCGGGUAAAACUCUUGCUUUCUUGGUUCCAGCAAUAACCCAUAUUUCGAAAUCCAAAGAUAACUUUGUAAAACCCAAAGUGCUAAUACUCGCGCCUACGCGAGAGCUUGCUCUGCAGAUUGAAGCUCAAUGUAAGGAAUUUGAGAAAACGUGUGGUUUUAAGAGCCUUUGUGUUUACGGUGGAGUGCAGAAAUCAAUACAACGUCAAGCUCUGCGCGAGGGAGCACAUAUAUUAGUGGCCACUCCUGGCCGCUUAGUGGACUUUGUUAAUGAACGUAGUUGUGACUUGAGCGGGAUCUCGUUUCUUGUUUUAGAUGAAGCUGAUCGGAUGCUUGACAAGGGUUUCGAGGACGUUCUCCGCAUGAUUAUUUCAAAAUUGCCGAAAAAACGACAGACGGCCAUGUUCUCCGCCACCUGGCCCGAACUUGUUCGCCGUUUAGCACAUGAUUUUAUGUGCAAUGCGAUCAAGGUCAAUAUUGGAUCAGAUGAAUUGUCUGCUAAUAAUAAUAUCAAACAAAUAGUGGAAGUGCUGGAUGAUAGAAAUCAGAAGGAAGCCGAGGCGAUUCGUCUAGAAAAUGCGCUUAUACGUCAAGGAUUUGAAGCACAAGCCAUUCAUGGUGAUAAGAAUCAAUAUCAACGCAUGCAGGCUCUCCAAGCUUUCAGGGACGGUUACUCUCCGUUGUUAGUGGCUACUGAUGUUGCGUCGAGAGGAUUAGACAUACCAAUGGUUGAAUACGUGAUUAACUACACGUUUCCAUUGACCAUAGAAGACUAUGUUCAUCGCAUCGGUAGAACUGGGAGAGCUGGCAAGACCGGCAUUUCUCAUACUUUCUUUACAUCACACGAUAAGGCUCACUCGGGAGAGUUAAUAAAUGUUCUAAAAUCUGCAGGCCAGUGUGUACCUCCCGAGCUACUGAAAUUCGGAACUACCGUCAAAAGAAAAGAACAUUCAGCAUAUGGUGCAUUUUAUAGAGAAAUUGAUCCUAAUGCCAAGCCUACUAGGAUCAAAUUCGAGAGUUAG
Molecule: messenger RNA, 1887 nt
Organism: Paraglomus occultum
Lineage: Eukaryota; Fungi; Glomeromycota; Glomeromycetes; Paraglomerales; Paraglomeraceae
Source: the annotation of a GenBank genome assembly